GACAGAUGUUAUGAAAUGGGAACGAAGCCGGGGGUCAACGCGUAACUCCACAAGAAGCGUGUGUUUUUAUAUUAUUAUUAUUUUGUAAGUAGGUUUAAAGAUGCACUCCCAGAUACUGUGCAGCGGCACCGCAGCGGCCGUGGCUGCCCGCAGGAUGCGCAACAUUCUGGGUGGUGUUCUGGGGAGAGACGGCUGGAUGUGGAGGAGUCAUGAGGUUAAAUUCCUCAACACGUCGUCAGGUGACACUGUGAAGAUCGGUGAGAUCUCCUACAAACUCAAAAGCCCUCAGAACCCAGAGCUCGUUCCUGUGAAACACAUUUCAGACUCCCUGCCCCAAACAGUCGCCCAGCACCUCCGAUGGAUCAUGCAGAAAGACCUGCUGGGUCAGGACGUGUUCCUCAUCGGCCCCCCAGGACCCCUGAGACGAUCCAUAGCUAUGCAGUACCUGGAGUUGACCAAACGGGAAGUUGAGUAUGUCGCUCUGUCCAGGGACACCACAGAAACGGACCUGAAACAGAGGAGAGAGAUCCGAUCAGGGACGGCCUUCUACAUCGACCAGUGUGCCGUAAGAGCAGCAACACAAGGCCGAGUCCUGGUCCUGGAGGGGCUGGAGAAGGCCGAGAGGAACGUCCUUCCUGUCCUCAACAACCUGCUGGAGAACCGAGAGAUGCAGCUGGAGGACGGACGCUUCCUCAUGUCGGCCGAGCGUUACGACAAACUGCUGCAGGAGCACACCAAAGAGGAGCUGGACAGCUGGAAGAUCGUCCGAGUAAGUGAGGAUUUUCGGGUCAUCGCUCUCGGUCUUCCUGUUCCCAAAUACAAGGGCAACCCACUGGAUCCUCCUCUCCGCUCUCGAUUCCAGGCCAGAGACAUCUAUUACCUGCCUUUCAAGGACCAGUUGGAGUUGUUGUACACAGCAGGACCAAAUAUUGCUGCAGAAAGGGUGUCCCAGCUGCUGUCACUCGCCACAACCCUGUGCUCCCAGGAAUCCUCCAACCUCGGCCUCCCAGACUUCCCAGUGGACAACCUGCUUCCUGCCCUUAAUGUCCUGAACGCUUUCCCAAUGUUGUCAUCCCAGCAGCUCGUCCAGAGGCUUUACCCCUACCACAGUAUCUUGGGAAAGGAUGGGCGUAACGCUGUUGAGGGAGUACUGAGUCGGUUUGAGCUUUUGGACGGUCGUCGUCAGCCAGCACCCAGCGCCAUUUUGAAUGUUUCCACAGCAAAGGACAUCGAGGGCCAUGCAGAUGUUACACUAAGGGUCGCGAACAAGGACGUCACCUUUCAGGUUCCAGCAGGCACCAAGGAGCUGCGUCCAUCCAACAGCAGCCCAACCUUCAUUAACACUCCGAGCCACUCGCAGCUGAUGGCUGAGAUGAUGCAGUCGCACAUGGCUAAGGACAUCUGUCUGAUAGGAGCCAAGGGUUGUGGAAAGUCAGUGAUUGCCAGAGAGUUUGCUGAGAUGCUGGGUUACAGCAUUGAGCCCGUCAUGCUCUACCAGGACAUGACAGCCAGAGACCUUCUCCAGCAGAGAUACACUCUCCCGAACGGAGACACAGCGUGGAGGCCGUCGCCGCUGGUCACCGCCGCCAUUGAGGGCAAACUGUUGCUUCUUGAUGGCAUACACAGGGUCAACCUGGGAACACUGGCUGUGCUGUCAAGGUUGCUCCACGACAGGGAGUUGGAUCUGUACGAUGGGACCAGGCUGCUGAGGUGGGACAGAUACCAGACGCUGAAGGAAAAUCUGCAGCUUAGUGAUGAACAGCUGCAAGAGAGGUCAAUCUUCGCCAUCCAUCCGUCGUUCAGAGUGCUGGCCCUGGCAGAGCCGCCCGUCGUGGGUGCAAGCAGUAACAGCAGCAGCAGCAGCAACAGCCGAGGUCAGCAGUGGUUGGGCCCAGAGCUGCUCACCAUGUUCCUCUACCACACGGUCACACCGCUGGCCAAAGCCGAGGAGAUGGACCUCAUACAGGGGCUGUGUCCCAAUGUUCCCCAUGAAGCAGCAGAGCAGCUUCUAAACCUCACACACAGCCUCCGCCAGACAAACGACCCCACAGCCCAGUCUCUGGCCUCGUCUCUCUCCACCAGACAGCUGCUGAGGAUCUGCCGCCGUCUCUCUCAGCAUCCCGACGAGAGCAUCGCUCACGCCGUCAAUAAGGCCUGUCUUUCCAGAUUCCUGCCCAGCCUGGCACGAGCCUCUCUGGAGAAAAGCCUCGCCAACUGCUCCAUCGAGGACAAACCAGAUCCUUCCGAACACACUCGGGAGUAUCGCUGUAUGGUAAAAGAUGGCGUGUUGACGAUUGGCAAUGUGUCUGCUCCCAUCUACAACGCCAGCGAGAAAAUGAAGGUUCCAGAUGUGCUGUUCUAUGAUAAUCCCCAGCACAUGAGGGUGAUGGAGGACAUGCUGAAAGACUUCCUGUUAGGAGAACACCUUCUGUUGGUGGGAAACCAGUUUAGUCCUAAUGUGCAGAGUUUAAGGGAGGGUGGAGGAGGAGUGAAAGUGGACAUGGUGUACCUCAGCCCACAGGAGCCCGUCUGCGCGGAUACGACGGUGCAGACUCUGACCCUGCAACCAUCAGUGAGAGACGGCAUCAUUACGUACGAAGACUCACCACUGGUGAAAGCAGUGAAGCACGGUCACAUUUUAGUGAUCGACGAGGCCGACAAAGCUCCCACAAAUGUCACCUGCAUCCUGAAAACCCUGGUGGAGAGCGGAGAGAUGAUCCUGGCCGACGGACGUAGAAUCAUCUCAGAUCCACGAGAAGCCAAAGGGAGGCCAAACGCCAUCAUCAUGCACCCAGACUUCAGGAUGCUCGUCCUGGCUAACCGGCCUGGUUUUCCCUUCCUGGGAAAUGACUUUUUUGGAGCUCUAGGUGAUAUUUUUAGCUGCCAUGCUGUGGACAAUCCAAAGCCUGAGGCCGAGCUGGAGAUGCUGAAACAGUACGGCCCCGAUGUUCCCGACAGCACCCUGCAGAAACUGGUGGCUGCCUUCGGAGAGCUGCGCUCGAUGGCCGACCAGGGCACCAUCACCUACCCCUACUCCACCCGAGAGGUGGUCAACAUAGUGAAACACCUCCAGAAAUUCCCCAACGAGGGUUUGGCCAACGUGGUGCGAAACGUCUUCGACUUCGACUCGUACAACAAAGACAUGCGGGAGGUUCUGAUCGAGGCGCUGCACAAACACGGGAUUCCCAUCGGAGCCAAGCCCAGCUCCGUCAAACUGGCUAAGGAGUUGCCGCUGCCGGAGGUGAAGAUGACGGGAUACUGGACUGUAAACCAAGGAGUCAACGCUCGCCGCAAAAUGCUGUGUCCAACUGAGACUCACCCCAUAGGCAUCAAGGGUCCAGUGUUUCUGCGGGUCCAGGGUUCUCCAUGCAGCCGACAAGAGAGCAGAGCUUUGAACUUCAGCGAGGAGAAAGCGCACUGGCAGAUUCCCAUGAAUGAAGUCAACAUCAUCUGCGACGUCGUCACCAAAGACGAUGUUGUGUACGUGGCCACCUGUAACCCCGUAUCGCUGUACUCCAUGAAGGAGCGCGGCGACACCAUUCACUGCAUGGAGCUCUACGACGUUUUCCCCCGAACCAUCAGCGGCGUCUGGCAGCCGUUUGUUAGCGUUGCUCCUCUGGGGAAUCCUCUGGACGGACAGGUGGUGCUGCACGAGGAACAGAGCAACACGGUGCUUCAUUUGGACUUGGUAACCGGUGCCGUUCGGAGGCUCACGUUGUCUCCAGACAGCGAACAGCCAACACCUAAAGCCUCCAACUGGUGGAACAGCAAAGAACAACAGGGAGGCGGCUAUAAAAUGUGUCGUGACUUUUCCCACAAAAACUGGCUCCUGUUCUAUAAGGAGGACGGCAACCAGCUGGAGGUGCUGGAUGUGCUGGAGGGCCGGGUUCACUCCAUCUCACUUCCCAUCAACCUGAAAUCAGUGUUCCUGGUGGCCGAGGACCGCUGGCUGCUGCUGGAGAACAACACCGACAAGUGACACAUUCUGGCCCGUAAACACAAGGCCUUUUAUUCAAUAAUCGCACCCUUUCUCUGUCUUUGCUCCAUCACGCUCCGUCUCCUGACUCCUUCCAUCCCAGCCGGGGGUUCCACUCCACAGAUGCUGUCCUGCGAGCAGCUGCCCAACGAGAACCUGAGCGCUGCCCUGAACCAGAAGAUAGUUUCUCCGAACCGGCUGCUGGCCGAUACCAGCUGCUUUGCACGAGUUGUUGUGGGCUUCCCAGACCUCAUGUCUCCUAACGAGGUGUACAGCUUCAACCGGCCCGUUGACCUGUCAGAGAUGAAGAGCGACAGCGGCGCUAACAUGUUCUUCAGAGGCGGGCUUCGGACCAACAUCCCCAAACGGGACAACUGUGUCAGUCUGCUUUCGGCCAACCAGGUGGUCCGAGCCCUUCCGCCCAGCAAGGUGCCCCUGAAGGAGGUUUACCCCAAAGAUGUCACACCUCCGAUGACGGCAGCGUACCUGGAAGUCACUGAUCUGAACUCCAAAAAGCUCAAAUAUAUUCCCGUCCCCAGGUCGAUGACAGUGUCUCCUUACACCAGCUGGUUGUCGAAGGUGUCGGAGUCGGAUGUGCUGAUCGCUGCUCUCAGCUCUGGAGGUGUGGUCACGGUGGAUAUGGGCGGCUACGUCCGGCUCUGGGAAACCGGAUUGGACACUCUGCAGCGCUCACUGAUGGAGUGGAGGAACAUGAUCGGAGGAGAGGAUGGCAGACCCAUACAGAUCACCAUCCAGAGGGACAGCGGCCUGGACGUAUCCGCCCCAAAACAUGGAAAGAUCGACGCUAUGAACGCUCCUCACGUCGGGGGAAACCAGUGGGCAGGAGGCACAGGCGGCAGAGACACUGCAGGUCUGGGUGGUAAAGGAGGCCCCUAUCGUCUGGAUGCAGGACACAAAGUCUACCAGGUUUCUCAGGCUGAGAAAGAUGCUGUUCCAGAGGAGGUGCGCAGAGCCGCCCGUGAAAUGGCAGAAAAGGCCUUCAAAGAAAGGUUGAAGGAGAUCGACAUGAGCGAGUACGAAGCUGAAACAUACGAGCGAUUCUCCAACGCUGUGAGGAGACAAGUUCAGUCGCUGCGCAUCAUCCUGGAUAGUUUACAGGCUAAAGGGAAGGAGCGGCAGUGGUUGAAAAACCAGGCGCUGGGAGAACUGGACGACGCUAAAAUCAUUGAUGGACUAACCGGAGAGAAGGCUAUAUAUAAACGCAGAGCAGAGCUGGACCCAGAGCUGGGCAGUCCUCAGCAGAAGCCUAAACGUUUACGGGUGCUGGCGGACGUUUCAGGCAGCAUGUACCGCUUCAACGGUGUGGACGGCAGGCUGGAGCGCUCCAUGGAGGCUGUGUGUAUGGUCAUGGAGGCUCUGGAGAGCUAUGAGCACAAGUUCAAGUACGACAUUGUGGGUCACUCAGGCGACGGCUACGACAUCGAGCUGGUCUCAGCGAACAAAGCCCCCAAGAAUAACAAACAGAGACUCAAAGUCCUCAAGACCAUGCACGCCCAUUCUCAGUUCUGCAUGAGUGGCGACUACACUCUGGAGGGGACAGCGUUCAGCAUCAAGGAGCUGGCGCAGGAGGAGGCGGACGAGCACUUCGUGGUGGUGCUGAGUGACGCCAACCUGGAGCGUUACGGCAUCCGGCCCGAGCGUUUUGCCCAAGUCUUGACGUCUGACCCACAGGUCAACGCCUUCGCCAUCUUCAUCGGAUCCCUCGGCGAUCAGGCUGAAAGACUCCAAAAGACGCUUCCAGCAGGGAGAUCCUUUGUUGCCAUGGACACCAAGCAGAUCCCCCAAAUACUGCAGCAGAUCUUCACAUCCACCAUGUUGUCCAGUGCCUGAAGCACACACAAACACAAGCUCUUGUUUCUUAUCUAACUCACUCAAAACCUCAAAGUUCAUCAGACUUUGGCAGUGACUUAUCACAAUGUGUCCUAUAAGGAGAACUCUGGUUUAUCUCAACCUGGUGUGUUUCUCAUUAAUAUGACGAACGCUAACUUUGCUCUCUUUGUCUUUGUUGUAGAGAUUCAGGGAAAUGAAGAGUCACACAAAACAGAAUGUGAAUGUCAUUUAUCUGGGCUGGUUAGCAUGAGCAGCUGGCCUGCAGCUUUCCAAAGAAAACUGAUUUUUACAUUUUAAACGUUACACCAGUUUGUUUCAAAGUGUGAGUCUGACUUUGACUGUGAGGCAGUAAGACAACAGGACAUCCUGCAGAACUGGAGAUGGUGCUUCACCUCCCUGAAAUCAGCCAGAAGAAAAGACAUAAAAAGCUAAAGCUAACACACUUAGAAAAGACUCAAAAACAAAACAUGAUUCUUGUAAAAAACUAAACAACUCUGCCUUCUUUGGAAAGCAGCAGGGAGCCCAUGCUAAAUUACCAGCUGCUAAGAGAUUACAAAGUUAGCUUGACACCGAUGGUACGCAUCCACAGGAUUCGUCAUUUCAGCGCUUCCUAUUUAUUGAAAGCAGCCGUGCAACGCGUCCUUCUAGCGUCAAGGUGCAUUUCCUGACAUGCUGCCUGUUCCUCAUUUGCAUAAGAUUGAUAUCUAGGCUACUUUAUGCAAAUCUGGUGUCUCCAGAGCGAUUCCACCCUUCUGGAAGCUCUUGAAACACUUUUGAAAGUCUUCGUUCAAAUGCAUUUUAAAGUAGAUUGCUUGUUAAAAAAAAGUUCAGAGUGUGUGCAGUGAUACUCUGCUUCCAGUGCUCCUGCAACGCUUGCAACGUCCAGUUAUGUAAUCAUGCAAAGUUCCAUCUGUGAUGAGCUGAAUCUUUUAAACUGGGUCAAAACCUUUAACUUGAUUUUCAUUUUGGGGAAGAGGUCACAGGGGGUCAAAUAUAGUGAUCAGGGCAGAGGUUGUGUUGUUGUGGCCAAAUAAAUGUGUGUAAUCCCCACAUUGUGUUUUCAGAAACACAUUUUGAUUAACUUUUUCCCAACAAGCUGCUGUGUUGGUCCAAUAUGAAAUCCAGAAGCAGACAGGCCACCGGUGAAGUGUUUAUCUGGUCAGGUGAAGCCAGUGUUUGGACAGUUGUAGGAGGGUGGAGCCUGUACUGGUUCCUUGAUGAGUCCUUUCGCAUCCAUGUGGAUAUGUACCGUUAGAGCACCAAUAAUCCGAUUCAUUGCAGAUAUUCCAGGUUGAAAUACAGCAGAAUUCUCCUUUAACUGGCUCUCUGUAUCAGAUCUUGUGACCUUAUCAGAGCUGUAUCAGAUCUGGAGACUGGAAACAAGGCCGUAUUUAUUAUUUUCAAGUAGCCUUCAGUCUGUCAGCAACAUGUGACGAUGUUGCGUUGGCGUGACACAGCUAACUCAUGUUUUGUAGUGUUCCUCUGGGAAUAGGUAGCGCUCACAAACAGCCUGUGAUGUUGUGCAGUAUGACUGUGGCGGUGUUAUUAUAAAACGCCUGGAGCCAGACUCCGACCCCAUGUGGGGAUCAAACACGCAGCAUAACCUGUUGUUGUUUUUAAUUGUGUUUUUCUGCCGACGGCAAGGUGACGCACACAGUCAUUGGCCUAUUUUGGGUCGACAGAAACUCGGAGGCGGGGGGAGGAGGGUCGCGAACUUGACACAGCCCCACGUAUUUUGGAUUUCCUCCUUGUUCGUCGUGUGUCACACAAAAACGCGCAGACACUUGCAGGAAGGGUGGCACUAACGCAGCCCUCUGACACUUCAAAACGCCCGGCGGCCAUAACUCGGCUCCUGUGGAAUGCCGGGACUGUGACCAGGGAAUUUCCCACCUGACUGCACACGCUCUUUAAAGGCUGCCGCUGUUGCACAACCCCCUGCUGUGUGUGUGUAUGUGUGUGUGUGUCUGUCUGUGUCUGUGUGUGUUCUCCUACAGCAUCUAUGUCAACAUGCACAAGCCCUUUUCCUUCCUGGCUGCUGGACUUUGUGAGUCUCAGAUCGCCUUUCGUCGCCGGACCUCCCACUCCUCGUCCUCUUUCUCAAACGCUUACAGCUGAUGGGAUCCCAGUUAACACAGAAAUGUGUUGAGACUAAGUGCGCUCAGGCCUGUGCACUAAAAGACCUUAUCAGUAUCUUGUCUGGUUGCCACUAUCCAGCACUGAUGGGAUCAAUACAGCAGCCUGUCCAUCUAUCAGUUUGUAUUGAUCGUCCUGUUGGCAGACGGAUGUCCCUGGUUUCUAUUAACCCACUUUAAUCUCUGCUGAUGAAAAGUUUUGUUUGGCAGCCGUUUAAUAAUGUGCGUAACAUAACACACUUUGAAUAUAGUUAGAGUUAUUUAAUUGUACAAUGUUGGUCAUUUAUCGUGGGAUAAAUUGUAAAAGUAAUGUACAAAAAUGUAAUAAAUCAUGUUAGCGCUG
This is a messenger RNA of Stegastes partitus (bicolor damselfish), 8302 nucleotides long. It is a transcript of the gene vwa8, whose product is annotated as von Willebrand factor A domain containing 8. The transcript is spliced from 44 exons. Gene Ontology annotation, molecular function: ATP binding; ATP hydrolysis activity. NCBI's taxonomy places the organism in Eukaryota, Metazoa, Chordata, Actinopteri, Pomacentridae. The record is from RefSeq and is a predicted model, not a curated record. Gene Ontology annotation, cellular component: cytoplasm.